Molecule: messenger RNA, 6745 nt
Organism: Asterias rubens (European starfish)
Lineage: Eukaryota; Metazoa; Echinodermata; Asteroidea; Forcipulatida; Asteriidae
Exons: 1
Coding region: 220-6090 (1956 amino acids)
Biological process (GO): DNA integration
Molecular function (GO): nucleic acid binding
Source: RefSeq, a predicted model, not a curated record
GACACCAACUACACGUUCAAAAAUAAAUCGUGAUGUAUACAUGGAUUGUGCGUUGUGAUGCACUGUGAAACGAUAAAUAAAGGGCAUUAAAUGUACAUGAGCAAAGGAAUCGGCAAAAUAGUCACAAGCAGUGGUUAUUGUGUUUAACGUGUUGCAGUUAAAAUCCGCCGUUACAUCUGUACAAAACCAAAGGUUGUAUUUUGAUUGCAAGUGAACAUUAUGAUGGCAGAACAAAUGGAUGCGGGUCAGGUUGAGGAAAAUGUGAGCGGAGAUAAACUAACAAGAAUAUCGAGGUCUCGGGCUGGCCAUGCUUCCAAUGUAAAGAGAAAAUUCACAGACUUUCAACAUGCUGUUGAUGGGAACCUUGACGUGGAGAUUGUGAAAGGUAAAUUGACAUCCUUGGAAACGGCAGUCGCAAAUUACCAUGACGUACAUGCAGACUGUGUACAGUUAGCCUUACAACUUGACAAACAGAGGUUGCCAAAGUUAAGAGAGGAUGCUGAUGAAAUUGAAGAAAUACUAAAUCGAGCACGUAGUCAAUGUUGCUUCUUGGUCUCUGUUCAGCUCGACGACAUUGCUCCAACUGACAGCAUCUCACAGAACGGCAGCACUGGAUCAGAAUCGACAACCUCAAGUGCAAGAGCAAUGGCUGCAGCCAAAAGGGCAUCUCUGGUUGUCAAAGCAAAAUUUCUAAUGCAGCAGCAGGAGCUAGAGUUGGAACAGUUGAGAUAUAAAUCCCAAAUUGGGGAAGAGAUGCUUAGACAAAAGGCUGAAAUGGAAAACCUAAAAAUAAAGGCUGAACUUGAGGCAGUUACUGCAGAAGAACAGACGCUGGCCAAAUUCAUGAACGUGCCAGAGCAAAGCGCUCAGACAAAUCCUUUCUUAAGCACGAACGAAGAAUUUGAGUAUGACACCUCCGCAAAGGAGAAAGAACUGUUGGAUUUGGUGAACCAAAAAACCUUGUUUGUAACCUCUACAUCCGUACACAAAUCUCAAGGUGGAGACAACGAUAAAGUUAUGGAUUCAAAGUUUGAUCCUACCAUUGAGGAAUGGUCACCGCCUCUAAAGGUAAACGAGAAUGCCUCCCUUGCACUGCAGCGUCAGAUGCUAGAUGUUAUGAACUUACCAAAGAGCAGCAUAAUAACUUUCGACGGUGACCCCAUGGACUAUUGGGUGUUCAUUCGGUCAUUUGAUUGUUGUGUGGGUAAUUCAUCAGUCAGUGAUGGCGCUAAACUAAACAGACUAUUUGAAUACUGCAAAGAUAAGGCAGCCCGUGUAAUCAGACCAUGUGCUUUGAUGCUGCCAUCAGAGGGUUACAAGAAGGCACGUAAUCUUCUAAAGGAGAGAUUUGGCAAUGAUUUCACCAUCUCACAAGCGUGGGUAAAGAAGGUGACCGAUGGGCCAUCUUUAAAGGCUAAUGAUGGAGACGCCUUGCAAGACUUUGCCGAUGAUGUCAGGGGCUGUAUGGAAACGCUAACUGCAAUGGGCAAAUGCAAUGAGUUGGACUCUCGUGUGAGAAUGGUGAAAAUAGUUGAGAGACUCCCAUUCCACCUACAGUCUAGAUGGCGUACAAAGGCAGUUAAGGAUGUGGAACGUACAGGUGACUAUCCAAAUGUUGAAGGAUUAGUCAAAUUUCUGAGUAUGGCUGCUAAAGAGGCAAACGACCCUAUUUUCGGAUCCCUUGCCACCAAAUAUAAGGACCAGAAAUCGAUUGACAAGUCAUGCAUGUCAAAACGAGGCUCAUCAUUCAAUGUACUGGCUGAGGAUAACCCAACGAACAAACUGGACUGGGGUGAAAGGGGAGAGAUCCCUGACAAAAGGAGUGGAUGGGCAAUGAGACAGUGUUGCUUGUGUGAAGGAGUCCAUCGCCUCUCUGAUUGCAAGGAAUUUCAGAAAAUGUCCUCACAGAAAAGAAUGGAGUUGAUAAAGAGAAAGCGACUGUGUUUCAACUGCAUGGAUGCUAGCAACCACGCUGCAAGAUGGUGCAGGAGAAAGAGUGAUUGUAACAUAGAGGGGUGCACUCUGAGACACUCUGUGUGGCUACAUGAGGCAAUGCAGUUUGCCAUGGAGAGACCAAACCCGCAAAACAAUUUACCGACCGGGGAUAUGAAAAAUAGAGAUGUGCACAAAGUCGAAGCGAAAAGCUGUGCAGUUGGCCCCCCGGGAAAGGGAGCAAAAGUCGUCCUCACCAUUGUCACGGUAAAUGUCAGAGGUAAAGGCCAAACUGACUUUAUCCAAACACAUGCUCUCCUAGACCCUGGCAGUAAUCGAACAUUCUGCUCACGUUCUCUACUGGAGCAAAUGGGUCUGGAAGGAAAGGAAACAGUUUUAUCACUAGAGACCCUGAAUGAGGGCAAGGAUUCACAAGCAUUGGAAGUUACAUUGGAAGUGACUGGCACAACCGGGAAGAAAAGAAACCGAAAUGUCAUUCAGUUGCCGAGAGUUUAUGCUCUACAGUCGUUCCCAGCUCUAAGCAGUUGUUUGGCAACUUCAGCCGACUUGAGAAGAUGGGACAACUUCAAAGAUUUAGACUUGCCCCAAGUGCAUGAAUCCAAAGUGACAAUCAUAAUCGGGCAGGAUAUUCCUCAGGCCCUUAUGCCCUUAGAAGUGAGACAAGGUGCACCAGGAGAACCAUAUGCGAUGAGAACGGCUCUUGGUUGGACACUCAAUGGGCCAAUCAUGGAUAACCAACCCUCCAUGAGCAGUGUCUGCAAUUUUGUGCAUGCAGCAAGCGAUGAUGAAGUUGCACUUGAGGCACAGAUUGAGCGCUUCUGGAAGUUAGACACAGCCCAUGCACUGGCAGGAAGCCACCCUCGAAUGUCCAUAAACGACAAAAGGGUAAUCGACAUUUGGGACAAAACACUGACAGUUGUGGAUGGGCAUUAUCAAAUGGAUAUCCCCUUCAAGCUGUAUCCACCACAGUUGCCAGACAACAGGUCCCUUGCUGAUAAGAGACUACAAAGCCUUGGAAGACGUCUGACUAAAGACCCUGAGCUUCACAGCAGAUAUAAGGCCGGUAUUAACGAUUUGCUCGAAAGAGGGUACGCAGAACGUGUACCUUGUACUGAUAAAGAUGUCUCUGCCAGAUGUACAUGGUACCUUCCCCACCAUAAUGUGACAAACCCCAACAAACCAGAUAAGUUACGCAUUGUUUUCGACUGUGCAGCCGAAUAUGCUGGAACUUCCCUGAACAAGGCAGUAUUUCAGGGCCCUGAUAUGACUAAUAAGCUGAUAGGAGUUCUUGUCAGAUUCCGAGAGCGCCAAGUUGCAGUCAUGGGUGACAUAGAGGCUAUGUUUCACCAAGUGAAAGUUUCUCCUUGCCAUAGAAAUGCCCUUCGAUUUUUGUGGUGGAAGGACGGAAACACAGACAAGCAACCAGAAGUCUACAGGAUGGCAGUGCACCUCUUUGGGGGUGUAUGGAGUCCGAGUUGUGCCAAUUUUGCCCUGCGUAGAACUGCUGAAGAUAAUGCAGAUGUGUUUGACGGCAAAACAGUCACUACUGUAAUGGAAAACUUCUAUGCAGAUGACUGCUUGAAAGCAGUGGACAAUGAAGAAGAAGCAGUGACAUUGGUGAAGUCACUUACAAAGCUACUGUCUUUGGGUGGUUUUCGCCUAACCAAAUGGAUCUCAAAUAGCCGAAAAGUAGUUGAGUCAAUCCCACUUGACGAAAGAGCCAAGGGAGUUAAGGAUUUGGAUUUGGAUCGAUCACCUCUCCCAAUUGAAAGAGCACUUGGUGUGCACUGGAACACUGAUACAGAUAUUCUCGGUAUCAAAAUAAAGCCAAAGGAGAAGAGCUACACGAGAAGAGGUCUGUUGAGCAUUGUGAGUUCGGUGUACGAUCCGCUUGGCUUAGUCUGCCCCUUCGUGCUUCAAGCUAAAUGUAUCUUUCAAGAUGAGUGCAAGGCAGACAAAGGGUGGGAUGAUGAGCUAGAACCAGGAAACCAUAGGCGAUGGAUUAAAUGGCUGACAGAGCUUCGGAUGAUGGAAAAAUUUGAAACUCAGAGAUGCAUAGAGCCCCGAGACUUUGGAGUGCCUGCAAGGGUACAGUUACACCACUUUUGCGAUGCUUCGUCGACCGCCUAUGUAGCAGUUUCUUAUGUGAGACUGGUCAAUCAGAAAGGAAUUCCACACUGCACAUUUCAGUUGGGGAAGUCAAGAUUAGCACCCAUCAAGCCUAUGACCAUACCGAGGCUAGAGUUAUUGGCAGCAGUGGUGGCAGUCCGUUUGGAUAGUAUGCUUCAUCGUGAAAUGAGGCUAGAAAUACAUGAGACCAUAUUUUGGACUGACAGCAUGAUCGUCUUGCAGUACAUCAAGAACACAUCUAAGCGAUUCCACACGUUUGUCUCCAACAGAGUGGCUAUAAUUCAUGAUGGAUCGCUUCCGAGUCAAUGGAGGCAUGUAGACACUGCCUCAAACCCAGCCGACGAUGCUUCUCGAGGGUUGGAUGCUAAGCAGAUGCUGUCCUGCACCAGAUGGAAACAGGGGCCGGAUUUCCUGUGGAGGGAUGAAUCAACUUGGCCGACAAAACAGAAUGUGAGUUCUGAUCUGCUUAAUGAUGACAAGGAAGUUAAGCAAGUAGCCAAAACAUGCGUUGUGAAGGCAGAGGCCCAAGGGGCCACAGUUGAGAAGCUGCUGGAGAAAUACUCUUGCUGGAUUCGCUUAAAGAAAGCCGUAGCAUGGAUACUGCGGUUCAAAACAUGGCUGUUUGACCAUAGACGGAUGAAAACACAAGCAUGUCUGACAGUUCAUGAAUUACGAAGGGCAGAACAAGCUAUCAUAGGCUAUCUUCAGAGACUGCAUUAUGGUAAUGAGUUACAUGCUUUGGAAGAUGGUGGAAGGAUCUGCAGUAAAAGCAGCAUCUACAAGUUGGACCCAAUCGUGGAAGAUGGGAUGCUCAAAAUUGGAGGAAGAUUACAGAUGGCUCCACUUAACGACCAAGCAAAGCAUCCUUUGAUAGUCCCCCACGGGCAUGUAGGAAGGCUCAUUAUCAGCUACUUCCAUGAAAGGAAGGCAGCGCACUCUGGAAAGGAGUAUGUGUUGUCCCUUGUGAGAGAAAGGUAUUGGAUACCGAAAGCACGUACAAUGAUAGGUCAAGUUUUGCGCAAGUGCAUGGACUGCAAAAGGCUCAGAGGAAAGGCAUGUGCACAGAGAAUGGCAAAUCUCCCUACGGACCGAGUUACACCAGGUAAUCCACCCUUCACUGACACUGGGGUGGACUGCUUUGGUCCCUUCCUAGUAAAGAGGGGGCGGAGCCAGGAAAAGAGAUAUGGCUGUCUGUUCACUUGUAUGGCAUGCAGAGCCAUACACAUCGAGAGGAUUCAUUCACUGGAUGCAAAUUCCUUCAUAAAUGCUCUGGUGAGGUUUUCAGCAAGAAGAGGAAUGCCAAGAAGAAUGCGGUCUGACAAUGGAACAAAUUUUGUCGGAGGUGAAAGAGAACUGAGAGAAUCCAUUCAGAAGUGGAAUGAAACGAAUAGGAUGAAGGAAUAUCUCUUGCUGAAUGAGAUAGAAUGGGAAUUCAACACUCCAACGGCAUCACACAUGGGAGGCGUCUGGGAGCGCCAGAUACGAACAGUGCGUAAAGUUCUUAAUGCCACUCUAAAAGACCAGGUACUUGAUGAUGAACGACUCGACACCCUGUUUUGUGAGGUUGAGUCGAUUGUAAAUGGUCGGCCAAUUACACCAGUUUCAGACAAUCCCAAGGAUCUAGAGGCCCUAACACCCAACCACCUGCUUCUGCUUCGGGCAGGUCAGCCAGCACCCCCAGGGAAUUUCAUCAAGCAGGACUCAUAUGGAAGACGUUGGCGACAUGUGCAGCUUCUUUCGGACCAGUUUUGGAAGCGCUGGGUGAGAGAGUACUUACCCACUAUACAGCUAAGGCAGAAGUGGAUUGAACCGCAGAGGAACCUGGCAAUCGGAGACAUGGUGCUUAUUAUGGAUGAAGCAACACCUAGAAAGAACUGGCCUCUGGGACUUGUGACAGAGACGUUUCCAGGCAAAGAUGGUUUGGUCAGGUCAGCUGAGGUCAAGUCCAGUCGCAACACUCUAGUGAGACCUAUUACCAAGCUCUGCCUCCUCGAGUCCCAUGAUUAGGGUUUGCAACAAUCAGGUUUUCUCAGGCUAGAAUAAUGCCUCCUGAUUGGGAGUGUACGACAUGCUCUGCUCCAGCAAAUCCCACAAUAUAGCUUGUCGACUACUCAUGGAUCUCAUGGACACUUAUGUUGAACAGUUUGAACAGUUUGUUUUCUUAAAGUUUAAAUGUUCACCCGGAAAUGUUCCCAUUUAAGGGGCCGGGAUGUUGCCGCUAGUUUAGUUUUUUGGCUCGAACGCAAGAGGGCGGGCAUGCAGCAGAAAAAUGGAGACAGAUAUGCGUCGCUGAAUCAAAGCUGGAUCAGAAAGGUUAGAUUUUGUCGCUAAACAGAGAUUUGCUUGUAGGCAAAUUUGAUUGGAUAUUAAGGAAGGGACAUACGAUAUCUUUGGUGGAAUUAACUGCGUAAGAGCCAUUUUGGUUUUGUACUUUUUUGUCGAACCUAGAAUAGAUUGUUGUUUUGAACCGUUUCAUCUCGUUUGAUAUUAUAACGUAUAGCUCAUGUCAUUUACAACCGUGAAAUGCAACUGGGAGAACCGAACUUUGUGAUUGACACCAACUACACGUUCAAAAAUAAAUCGUGAUGUAUACAUGGAUUGUGCGUUGUGAUGCACUGUGAAACGAUAAAUAAAGGGCAUUAAAUGUACAUGAGCAAAGGAA